AUGCAGAAGAUCUCCAAAUUUGAGAUGAUUGUGUCUUUGGCAUCUAUGAUGGUGGCUUUUGCCCUGAUCUUCCUGGGUCCCAGGCCUGGCUUGAUGGCCCCACUUGAUGGAACAGAGGAUGAUCGUUUUGACCUGGAGAACUCUGACUUGAUUAGUGUAACAGACUGGGACAACCUGGACACUCAUAUUUAUGGUGACAAUGAUGAUUAUGACGACCAAGAGAUUGAAGUAGAGACUGUUGCAGCAAACAUCCACCCAAUAGCCAGUCACGCAAAAGUUGAUCACCUUGAGGUAAAAGUGACUCGGCCUUCUUUGCCUCCAUUACCUGUGACACUGGACUUCAGAGGUUCUGGUCUAUUUGAACCUGAGACCAGACUGGGAAUGCCCACCUGCCUUUUGUGUAUAUGUAUCAGAGGGAGUGUAUACUGUGAUGACACAGGCCUCAAACAGAUACCACCCCUGCCAAAGGACACAAGGCAUUUUUAUGGGCGUUUCAACAGCAUCCGACACGUCAGGAACAAUGACUUCAUAAACCUAAGUAGGCUUCAGUCUAUUGACCUCACCGGAAACCAGAUUACUGAAAUGGAUGAAGAUGUGUUUCGCCCGCUACAGCAGCUUCAUGACUUGUUGUUAGCUGACAACAAACUACAGGCCUUGCCAGAACUUCCACUUACCUUGAAGCACAUUGAUCUACAAAACAACAAACUGAUCAGCAGAGGAAUCCAUUCAGAGUCUUUCAAGGAUAUGAGUCAGCUGGAAUACCUCUACCUAUCUAAUAAUAAACUGGAUUAUAUUCCAACACCACUGCCAUUGAGUCUCAGAGUUUUGCACCUAAAGGGCAACAACAUCCAGUCCCUGCAUGAAGACACCUUCUGUAACAGCCACGAUCGUCACUUCAGUCGGUGGAACCUGGAGGACAUCCGCCUGGAUGCCAAUCCUUUGGACGUCAAUCUCUUUCCUCAGGCCUAUUUCUGCCUGCCACGCCUGCCUGUAGGAAGUCAUUAA
This is a messenger RNA of Syngnathoides biaculeatus (alligator pipefish), 1005 nucleotides long. It is a transcript of the gene optc, whose product is annotated as opticin. Gene Ontology annotation, molecular function: protein binding. The transcript is spliced from 6 exons. NCBI's taxonomy places the organism in Eukaryota, Metazoa, Chordata, Actinopteri, Syngnathiformes, Syngnathidae. The record is from RefSeq and is a predicted model, not a curated record. The coding region runs from base 1 to 1005 and encodes 334 amino acids.